Spirodela intermedia is the source of this 2863-nucleotide messenger RNA. Lineage: Eukaryota; Viridiplantae; Streptophyta; Magnoliopsida; Alismatales; Araceae. The record is from the annotation of a GenBank genome assembly.
AUGCAACGAUGUUUUCAACCAUCUCAGGAGCAGGGGGAGCAAUCGCAGCGAUAUCAGGUGUGAAUGUACCCAGAUACGAUUUUCUCCUCCCGUUGAAUUUUUUUUUAACCUUUUGAAUACAAUAUGAUUCAUAUGUGGUUAUAUACUAAAGAAACGAUUUGAUUCCUUCAUAUCAGAACCGAAGGAAACGGAAACAGAUCCCUUCAUCUGAAGCUGUAAACAGAACCGGUCCGGGAAAUACAGUGGGCCCUUCAAGUUCCUCUCCCACUACUCCAUCUGCAUACGCACAUUCUGAAGGCGUGCAGAUGAAUGGAAACACACAACCUGUUGAUAAUAAUCCAAGGAUCGUAACUUAAGACGAGGGAAGAACAGUGGAGGCCGAUUCAUCUCCAAAUCAGAUGGUAUUUCCGCCAUUUAUUGAACUAUUUUUUUUGUUAUUUUUAGUACAUAAAAAUCAUAUAAGUAGUCGUCUACUGAACGGACUUUUAAACUUUUUUCUCCAUAGGGUGCUUUAAAUCCUCUAGAUGAUGUGGAUUCAUAUCUAAAACCUGACGGUGGUGAUGGGAAAGAGACGUUUAAAACGCUGGAAAGUGCGGGUGAUUUACAUUCCUUGAUAACUUUCUAGCUGAAGUCUCCCUGAAAGUGAUAUAAUUUUUCUGACGAUCUGUUUUUUCAGGUUUUGACAUCCGCGAGGUUGUUCACAUCAGCAAGAGCCAUGGCAAGGUUUUCUGCUGCGAUUUUUCUUCAGAAGGAAAUUUCUUGGCCAGCGGUGGGGAUGAUAAGGUAAUCUCUUAUGUCUUCUAGCGUGACCGCGUUGAUAUGAUUAUUUAGCUUCAGAGAUAACACCAUGGUGAUUGCGUUUUCUUUCUGGGGUACUCUCAUAGCUUCUGACGUCCCCAGAGCAGACAACCCACCUGAGGACUGAUGCUCGGUUACUCUGCUCUCCUAGAGAUUUCUCCGUGAAUGUUCAUUGAUUUUGAGGUGCUUGAUGUCAGGUUCUAGUUUGGGACACGGUUCGUGCGAGGAGUCAGAGUUCUGUAGACGACCACAGCCAUACGAUAACAGAUAUUCGGUUUAGGCCGGAGUCAGUGCACUUGGCGACAUCUUCAUUCGACAGAACCGUUGAGACUGGAGUCCGGCCGACGUGAGUUGUCUGCUCUCGCUUGCGUCUCUUUUCUAUGAGUAAUUUUCUUUCCCGCAAAUGCUGCUGCUCAUUUGACCGACGAUGCGCCCCAUUCACAGCCGAGUUCGUGCUUGACCUCAUUCACCGGGCAUAAGCACCCAGUGACGUCCGUGGAUUUCCAUCCGAGUAUAAGGGAUCUGAUUUGCUCGUGCGACAACGAGGGGGAGACGAGACUUUGGAGCGCUGGCAAUGGUUCCUGCGUGCGGGUCAGCGAGGUUGACCCGCGUAAACCUUUCUCUGUUCCAUACUAUGUUCAGUGCCUCUCCAUUAUUUCUCAUGUUUACGUCCCAUGGUGGGCAGGGUGCCACGGCCCGGGUCAGAUUCCAUCCCGGCGGAGGUCAACUUCUGGCGACAGCUUCCGAGGCCUCGGUUUUCUUGUUUGACGUCGAGACCAGCAAACAGAUAAGCACAUUAAAGGUAAGAUGCUUCGCGGGCUCAUCGAGUGGCGGCGGACGGGUCAAACAUGAACGAAGUCUAUCACCUGCAACCCGGUGGAGCGACUCUCCUGGGACGCGGCCGAAGAAUACGUGGCGUCUACCUGUCAGGACGCUGUGAGGGUGUGGUCGGUGGCAUCGGGAGCCUGCGUUCACGAGUUCACAGCAGCGGCGAACAGGCUCUGUUCCUGCAUCUUCCAUCCGAGCCGCCCCAAGACACUGAUCAUCGGAGGCUACAAGGUAAUUUUGAUCAUCUCCACCCACCCAUCACGGCUUAUAGAAUUCAAAUGGGUCCAUCUUAUCUUAAAAAUCCGGGUUAAAUUCCCCUCUUCAAGCUGUUGACCAUGAUUUCUCCCGGUAAACAGUAAAAAUCAGUCAACGGCCCUUCCUUUAAGCAGAAGCCCAGAAAUAAAAAUACUCUCUCUCUCUCUCUCUCCCUCUCUCUCUAUCUCUCUCUCUGUCUCUCUAUCUCUCUCUCUAUCUCUCUCUGUGUCUCUCUAUCUCUCUCUCUCUGUGUCUGUCUGUCUGUCUCUCUCUCUCUCUCUCUCUUACAUGCACGUUGGGCCCACCUGACUGUUGACAAGAUACGCAAACAUAUUUGUGAGUGGACAGAAAUAAUUGUUUUGUUUGGCGUUUGAUGGUGCAGACUUUGUAUGUGUGGGACUUGGCAGUGAACAAGAGCAUGAUGAUUCUGGCACACGAGAACUUGAUCUCGGCCUUGACACAUUCCCCCGUGAGGGGAGAAGUCGCCACGGGCAGCCACGACAGGGACGUCAAGAUCUGGAGAUUCCGUUAAGGCAUGUGUAGAAAAAGUCAACUCCACUUGCACUUUUCUCCUCUCUCUCUCUCUCUCUCUCUCUCCAACGAUGAGCCCACUGAAAUGGAUGGAAGCUGAAGCCCGGCAUCCCCUUUCACCCCAUUUAACGAUCAGAAGAGACCACCUGUUUUUCCUUUCAUAGGUUCAUUCCUUAUAUGUUUUUUCUUUCUCUAUUUAUCGGAUCGGACACAGAUUCGGCAUAGCGAACCUGAUAAUCUAGAUCCGACCCAUUGUUCGGGUUUGCUAUAAAUACAUGUACCCGUUUAAUAUUUAGAUAAAUGAAGUCAUUUUUUUCAGCCUUUUUUCUCUCUCAUCAACCUUCGAGGAGAACAGCUUCCUCUGGCACUGGCACUAGCACUAGCAAGAGAUGGAAAGCUUCAACAUGGUAUUAGAGUCAACUAUGUGUGUUUGUUCCACCCUCAAUGUUGA